Molecule: messenger RNA, 5517 nt
Organism: Penicillium lagena
Lineage: Eukaryota; Fungi; Ascomycota; Eurotiomycetes; Eurotiales; Aspergillaceae
Exons: 2
Coding region: 1-5517 (1838 amino acids)
Biological process (GO): fatty acid biosynthetic process; proteolysis; secondary metabolite biosynthetic process
Molecular function (GO): phosphopantetheine binding; fatty acid synthase activity; serine-type peptidase activity
Source: RefSeq, a predicted model, not a curated record
AUGGCCAUCGCGCGAGAGAUGACCUCGUGGAAUGCUGAGUUCUAUGCUGCCUGUGUGAACAACUACGGCGCGGCAGGAAGCAAUGCGGCUGUGAUUGUCACACAGCCUCCCAGUAUGGGUCGUGGAAAUGAUGUGACAGUGCCAUUGAAGAAAUACCCUGUCGUAUUAUCUGCUAAUACGCCUGGAAGUCUCAAGCAGUAUGCUACUGCUGUGAAAGAGUUUAUCUCCCAGAAUCGUGCGGUCCAGCAGGGAAACUUCCUGGCCAGCACGGCCUUCCAUCUGUCCAGACGGUACAAUCAUUCCUUCAAGUAUAUGGACGCAUUCUCUGUUGAGUCAAUCGAUCAGUUAAAUAAGAAGCUUCAUAUCUGCUCUCAGUUACCGGACUCAGACAUUAUGGUGUCGAAAUCCCAGCGUCCCAUUGUUCUCGUCUUCGGCGGCCAAACAGGCAAUCUUAUCCACCUAAGCGAGGAGGUGUACCGCGGGUCAUCCCUUCUGCGAAAGUAUCUCGACAAAUGUGACGUCCAGUUGCGACAGCUCGGUUUGGCUAGCAUCUUCCCUGGCAUCUUUCAGCAACAGGCUGUUGAAGAUAUCGUCCAGCUUCAUUGUAUGCUAUUCUCGCUGCAGUACGCCAGUGCAAUGGCCUGGAUUGCUGCCGGUCUCCAAGUACAGACAGUCAUCGGACACAGUUUCGGACAGCUGACAGCCAUGUGUGUGGCUGGAGUCUUGAGCCUGACUGAUGCAGUUAAGUUGGUUUCUGGACGUGCAUCGAUCAUCCGGGAGAAAUGGGGAGCCGAGCGAGGAUGCAUGUUGCUUGUGCAGGGUGAUUUAGCUGUUGUAUGCAGCUUCAUUGCCCAGGCUCGUGAAAAUACUGGUCAUGUUGUGGAAAUUGCUUGCUUCAAUGGACCCAACAGCUUUGUCAUUGUAGGCUCGGAAGCGGACAUUGAUUCUUUUGACUCAUUGGCUGCCUCGACCCUGAAGACCCGCAGAAUGAGCGUUACCCAUGGGUUCCAUUCAAGGUUUGUUGAUGCUAUAAUGGAUGAUUACGAAAAUUUGGCGAAGGAUAUGGUCUACAAAUCUCCCACUAUCGCUAUUGAGACCUGUUCCUCGGUCGAAAGCUGGAACGCAUUCAAAGCAGACCGGGUGGCCCAGCAGUCCCGUCAACCCGUUUACUUUGCUGAAGCGGUGCAGCGCAUCUCCCAGAGCUUAGGACCUUGUGCCUGGGUCGAAGCGGGAUCUGCGUCCGGGAUCACCAAUAUGGCUCGCCGAGCUCUUAACGACGCAACCAGUCAUGACUUCUACUCGAUCAAUCUGGGAGGGCCUGAGCCAUGGGAUGCUCUCGUUGACACAACGCUCAGUCUGUGGAAGGCUGGGGUGCAAGUUGAUUUCUGGCCUUUUCAAAAGGAACAUCAAUCUGAAUAUCUCCCUCUCAAUCUCCCACCGUAUCAAUUCGAACGGUCGCGGCACUGGCUCGAAUAUGUCGAUCGGCCCGGCGCGGAUGGUUUUUUCCAAAUAAAGGAGGCAUCAGCGGUCGAAACCAAGCCCAAGCUAGUUUCCUUCGUCAAGUACCUCGACUCCAACCAGAAAACAGCCGAGUUCACCAUCAGACAGGAUUGCGAGCAGUAUCAAGCGCUGGUCCGUGGCCAUGCCGUCCUUGCCAGCAUGCUGUGUCCUGCCUCAUUGUACGUCGAGAUGGCCGCGUCUGCUGCUAGUCUGCUUGUCCCCGAAUUUUCACCGUCAUCAUACACUGCACGAGUUGAGGAUCUACAUAUGCAAUCGCCCUUGGCUAUUGAUCUCAAGCGUGGACUCCGUCUGCUUUUCUCGGCUAGCGGCCCGGGAGCAUGGCAGUUUACCCUACAGGGAUUCCCCCUCGGGGAAGAGGACAGCACAAUCCAACAUGCCAGCGGUACAGUCACCAUCAGCUCUCUGGCAAGCGAAAAAAUAGAGGCCCGGUUCUCCCGGUACAGCCGGAUUGUCGACUACCAGCGCUGUGAGGGCCUGCUCUCUGACUCCAGCUCUGCGGCCGUGCAAGGCUCGCUGGUCUACAGGAUGUUUGACAAGGUGGUCAUCUACUCAGAUAUCUUCCGUGGUGUGCAUAAGAUCGCUUCCAAGGGCAAGGAGGUAACUGGUCUCGUCUCGUUGCCAUCUGUUGGUUUGCAGCUGGUCAACGAGUCAGUCUGCAAUCCGCUCGUGAUAGAUAAUUUCACCCAGGUAGCGGGUCUGCACGUCAACAGUCUAGACGACUGUGGGCCAAAUGAGGUGUACCUGUGCAACGGGAUUGAGCAGAUCGAUGCAUGUAGGCCACUGGACGCGUCUGGAUCGUGGCUGGUUCACUCAUCAUUCGAUCGCGUCGGCACAAGGGAACUCGUGAACGAUAUCUUCGUCUUUGAUGCCGUCACGAAGCAAUUGGUGAUGACCUUGUUCGGAUUGCGGUUUGCCAAGGUGCCCAUUUCAUCCCUCAAGAAGGCACUGGAACGUGCAAACCCGGUCCAAGGCUCUACACAAACCCCUUCUGUGAAGGUAUCUAAGCCUUCGACAAUAGUUCAAAUGACGCAGCCCACCCACAUACCUCCGAAAUCGGGGAGGACAACUCCAUCUGCUGAUGCGCAGGUUCGAACAGCAACAAUGGCGUUGCUUAAUGAGGUCGCUGACGUUCCCUUAUCUGAUAUUACCGAUGGUGCUCGCUUGGAGGAUCUGGGGAUUGAUUCCCUUAUGGCAGCAGAACUUCUAAGCACCAUCCGGGAAAGAUUCAACCUCGACAUCCCUACAUCCAUCUUCUCCAGCAUCGUCGAUUUCAGGGGCUUGUACCAGCAUAUCACCUCCGCUACUGACGCAGGCGCCAUGACACCGUCUUCUUCGUCCGGCACGGAGACCAACGAUAGCAUUCUCGAAGUACAAUAUACGGAUACCAGCACGCCGUUCUCCGAGAUUGCCUACCCGUUCGACGGCAAGGAGGCUGAUGACAAGGCCUACACAGAUCAAGUGGCUCAACUAUCGCUGUUGUUCGUUGAACAUCUAGAAUGCGCUGUUCCGAUCCCCUCAGGCGAAUCGCUCCGUAAUAUUGGUCUAGACUCCUUAGUUGGGCUUGAACUGGCAGCAGAUAUCCACAAGGCAUUCGGUCAGAAGGUUAACCUGGCGACCCUGGACCCCGAGUGUACAUUUGGACAGUUCUGUGACAUGGUCAUCCCCCAGACUACGUUGCCGGUACCCACGGUCUCCGAAAAGGUGGAAAAAACGGUGCGUUGGGCGUCGACACAGGUCGCUUACUCCACCAAACGCCAGGAUCAAACUACAAAGGCGCCGGACGUGGGCCACGUCAAUUAUCUCUCUCACUGCGCAGAGGACUUUGCCCAAAUACGCCACAAGUACACCUUAUUCGCGAAAGAGGUCGGGUUCGCCGACUUUCGCACCAACGUCUACCCCCAGCAGAAAGAACUGGUGUGUGCGUAUGUGACUGAAGCCUUUGCUGCUUUGGGAGCUGAUCUUAGGACUAUCCCCUCCGGAUCAGCGCUGCCUCCUGUUCCACAUAUUUCCAGGCAUGCCAAGGUGAUGAAGCAGUACUACAAGGUGCUCGAGGACUCUGGCUUGAUUGCUAUAACAGGCAGUGGGAUGAUCCGCACUGCAAAGCCCAUCAGCCCGGUCAACUCUCAGGUUCUCUACCAGCAGAUUGAUUCGGUAUUCCCGCAGCAUCGGGGUGAGCAUAUGCUACUGAACUCAACCGGGUCAAAACUCGCAUCCUGCCUGAAAGGAGAGACAGAUCCGCUGCAAAUCCUCUUCGGUAGCAAAGCAAGCAAGGAUCUGAUGGAGGACGUUUACACCAACUCGCCCAUGUUCGCCACCGGAACCCGUAUCUUGGGCGACUUCUUCGUCAAGGCUUUCGGCAAGUAUAAAGGGUCUGAGAAACUGCACAUCCUGGAGCUUGGGGCUGGUACAGGAGGUACAACAAAGUACAUCGUAGAGAAGCUGUUGGAGCACCAUAUUCCGUUCACAUAUACCUUCACCGAUCUCUCUCCUUCGUUGGUGGCGCUAGCAAAACGAAAAUUCGGCCACUAUGGGUGCGUCGAGUUCGUCGUGCUCGACAUCGAAAAGCCCCCUGCAGAGCACUUAGUGAACUCAUACCACGCCAUCCUCUCGUCUAACUGUGUGCAUGCCACGAAGGAUCUGCUCAACUCCACCACAAACGCGCGCAAGCUGCUCCGUGAGGAUGGUUUCCUUUGUCUGUUAGAACUCACCCGCAACCUGUUCUGGCUGGAUUGCGUCUUCGGGUUGUUGGAGGGGUGGUGGCUUUUUGAAGAUGGACGGAAGCAUGUACUCGCCGAUGAGUACCUCUGGAAAGAGACAUUGCUCCAGGCUGGAUUCCAGCAUGUGGACUGGAGUAACGAUGACACUGAAGAAUCGGAUCAGUUCCGUGUCAUUACUGGCUUCGUGGCUGACAUUGGAAGAAACCCCAUGAGCCAGAAGAAGACUGUCACUGGGAAGCUGCAAACGAUGGAAACAGUCCCGUUCACUACGGUGGAUGGAAUACCCCUGCUCGCAGAUAUCUACUAUCCUGCUAAGGAAGAUGCACCCGGUGUCAAGCGCCCCAUUGGGCUUAUGAUCCAUGGUGGAGGUCACAUCAUGCUCUCUCGCAAAGACAUCCGGCCCAAACAAACGCGUCUCCUCCUCGAGCGCGGCCUGCUUCCCGUCAGCAUCGACUACCGUCUCUGUCCCGAAGUCAGCCUUACUGAGGGCCCUAUUCCAGAUGCCUGCGCCGCCCUCAAUUGGGCUCGCACCGUCCUCCCAACUCUCCAGCUGCAACGACCGGAUAUUUAUCCCAAUGGCGAAAAAGUAGCCGUAGUGGGUUGGUCAACCGGCGGGACGCUGUCAAUGAUGUUGCCCUUCAGCGCCCCGCAACGGGGUAUCCAGCCCCCCGACGCGAUUCUGGCAUUCUACUGCCCUACAGACUACGAAGCGGACUUUUACCGGGAACCGAACUACCCCGAAGGCACUUCUGGGACUGUUCCGCAAACCUAUGAUCUCCUGGAAGGUGUACAAGAACAUCCGAUUACAGGCUACAACGUCCCCGCGUACAAGGGUGCGACGGGUGGAUGGAUGUCUCUCUCUGACCCGCGCUCGAGGAUCGCAUUGCAUAUGAACUGGAAGGGACAGGCACUUCCUGUGUUGCUAAAUGGUCUGCCAUCUAAGAAGAAAUUACUGGAUGACGGAGACGAUGCAUCGUCGACGAACUGGCUGGAUCUACCACAGCCUAGCAUGGACCGGGUGCGAGCCUUGAGUCCAUAUGCGCAGAUCGUCGAGGGAAAUUACCGGGUGCCUACGUUCUUGAUCCACGGUACGCGGGACGAUCUCAUUCCGUGGGAGCAGUCAGUACGAACGACCGAUGCGCUUGCUUCUCAGGGAGUCGGCGCAGGUGUAGCGAUUGUUGAGGAUGCAGUGCAUCUGUUCGAUCUCUACAGGGAUCCGGAGGGGAAGUAUUGGGAGGCUGUGUUGGAGGGAUAUGACUUUUUGUUGAAACACCUAUAA